AUGUUUCUAAUCGCCUGUUUUAUUUUACUGUUAUGUUCGCAUAUCUAUUGUACUGCUCAUAGUCCCGAUGACAAGUAUGGACAAGAGUUACUUCUUUGUCGUAAAUGCGGCGCUGACGUAGCGGAUUCUCAUUAUAUAUUUACUAAACAAAGCCCAGGAGCUCGAAAAACUGAGAAACAAAACUUAUUUGGAAGGCAUAAUAUAACAGUGCAAACGUUAGUUAAUCCAUUUGGCAUCAAAUUCGACAUAAUUACCACAGAAAAAGCGAAAUGUCAAAAUAUAGGUCCAAAUCAAGGUGCAGAUUCUUGGUUUCCGGGGUAUACAUGGAGGAUAUGCACAUGUCCACACUGCGGGCAUCACUUAGGAUGGACAUUUGAAAGCAAUAGCUCAAUUGAAAACACUGAAGAUGAAAUUAAUUCUUUUCAUGGACUUAUUUUAAGUAACAUACUUGGAGAAAACUUUACAGAUUCCCUUAUAAUGAUGCCAAAAAUGUAUAGAAUGUGA
Parnassius mnemosyne (clouded apollo) is the source of this 504-nucleotide messenger RNA. The record is from the annotation of a GenBank genome assembly. NCBI's taxonomy places the organism in Eukaryota, Metazoa, Arthropoda, Insecta, Lepidoptera, Papilionidae.